CACGAUUUACACGAACUCCCGUGGAUCAGACUGGAGUAUCUGGCGGAGUUGCCUCUUUUAUUUGCCAAGCUACAGGAGACCCAAGACCAAAAAUUGUCUGGAACAAAAAAGGAAAAAAAGUCAGCAACCAGAGAUUUGAGGUAAUAGAGUUUGACGAUGGAUCGGGAUCAGUUCUCAGAAUACAACCCUUACGGACCCCUCGCGAUGAGGCCAUUUAUGAAUGUGUGGCCUCGAAUAAUGUGGGAGAAAUAAGUGUGUCCACCAGACUCACCGUUUUACGUGAGGAUCAAAUUCCCAGGGGCUUCCCAACCAUUGACAUGGGCCCACAGUUGAAGGUGGUAGAGCGCACGCGCACUGCCACCAUGCUUUGUGCAGCCAGUGGGAAUCCAGAUCCGGAAAUCACGUGGUUCAAAGACUUCUUACCUGUUGACACGAGCAACAACAACGGCCGCAUUAAGCAGCUACGAUCAGAAUCUAUUGGUGGUACACCAAUAAGAGGCGCCCUUCAGAUCGAACAGAGUGAAGAGUCUGACCAAGGAAAAUAUGAGUGUGUUGCCACCAACAGCGCGGGCACUCGCUAUUCUGCCCCUGCCAAUUUAUAUGUCAGAGAGCUGCGAGAAGUUCGCCGUGUCCCACCACGAUUCUCUAUCCCACCCACUAAUCAUGAAAUCAUGCCAGGUGGAAGUGUUAAUAUCACCUGUGUGGCUGUGGGGUCACCAAUGCCUUAUGUGAAGUGGAUGCUGGGGGCAGAAGACCUGACACCUGAAGAUGACAUGCCAAUAGGAAGAAAUGUCCUAGAGCUUAAUGAUGUAAGACAGUCAGCAAAUUACACGUGUGUCGCCAUGUCCACGCUGGGUGUCAUUGAAGCAAUAGCACAGAUCACUGUCAAAGCCUUACCCAAACCUCCAGGAACCCCCGUUGUGACAGAGAGCACCGCUACCAGCAUCACGCUGACGUGGGACUCUGGGAACCCUGAGCCUGUCUCUUACUACAUCAUUCAGCAUAAACCUAAAAACUCUGAGGAACCUUACAAAGAAAUUGACGGGGUGGCGACCACUCGUUACAGCGUUGCUGGACUCAGCCCCUACUCAGACUAUGAAUUCAGGGUCGUUGCUGUCAAUAACAUUGGGAGGGGCCCACCCAGUGAGCCUGUGCUCACCCAGACCUCAGAGCAGGCGCCGUCCAGUGCCCCCCGGGAUGUCCAGGCACGGAUGUUGAGUUCGACCACCAUUCUAGUUCAGUGGAAGGAACCCGAAGAGCCCAAUGGCCAGAUUCAAGGAUACAGAGUCUAUUACACGAUGGACCCCACUCAGCAUGUCAGCAACUGGAUGAAGCACAAUGUCGCUGACAGCCAGAUCACCACGAUUGGCAACUUAGUGCCCCAGAAAACGUACUCUGUCAAAGUCCUGGCUUUUACCUCAAUUGGGGAUGGUCCUCUUUCAAGUGACAUACAAGUCAUCACUCAGACAGGAGUCCCAGGGCAGCCACUGAACUUCAAAGCAGAGCCUGAAUCGGAAACAAGCAUCUUGCUGUCUUGGACGCCUCCGCGUUCAGACACCAUAGCCAGCUAUGAACUGGUGUACAAAGACGGAGAGCAUGGAGAGGAGCAACGAAUUACCAUUGAACCUGGGACAUCUUACCGGCUCCAAGGGCUGAAACCAAACAGCUUGUACUACUUCCGUCUGGCCGCUCGCUCCCCUCAAGGCCUGGGUGCUUCCACAGCUGAGAUAUCAGCCCGGACCAUGCAGUCCAUGUUUGCAAAAAAUUUUCAUGUCAAAGCAGUCAUGAAGACUUCAGUGCUUCUGUCUUGGGAGAUUCCAGAGAAUUAUAAUUCUGCCAUGCCUUUCAAAAUUCUUUACGAUGAUGGGAAGAUGGUAGAAGAGGUGGAUGGCAGAGCCACACAGAAGUUAAUUGUCAACCUGAAGCCUGAGAAAUCAUACUCAUUUGUGCUGACGAACCGUGGGAACAGUGCUGGUGGGCUUCAGCACAGAGUCACCGCGAAGACUGCCCCUGACGUACUACGAACCAAGCCUGCCUUUAUUGGGAAGACCAACUUAGACGGCAUGAUUACUGUACAGCUACCAGAGGUUCCUGCAAAUGAGAACAUAAAAGGUUACUACAUAAUAAUUGUGCCUUUGAAGAAAUCGCGUGGGAAAUUUAUCAAGCCCUGGGAGAGUCCGGAUGAAAUGGAAUUAGAUGAGCUCCUCAAGGAGAUAUCUAGGAAACGCAGGAGCCUCCGCUACGGGAGAGAAGUGGAAUUAAAGCCAUACAUCGCUGCUCACUUUGAUGUGCUUCCCACGGAGUUCACGCUGGGCGAUGACAAGCAUUACGGUGGCUUCACCAACAAGCAGCUCCAGAGCGGCCAGGAGUAUGUCUUCUUCGUGCUGGCUGUCAUGGAGCACGCCGAGUCGAAGAUGUAUGCAACCAGCCCCUACUCCGACCCUGUGGUCUCCAUGGACCUGGAUCCACAGCCAAUCACCGAUGAAGAGGAAGGCUUGAUCUGGGUGGUGGGCCCUGUCCUUGCAGUGGUUUUCAUCAUCUGUAUUGUCAUUGCAAUCCUUCUUUAUAAAAGCAGUAAACCUGACAGGAAGAGGGCGGAGUCCGACUCUAGAAAGAGCAGUAUACCAAAUAGUAAGGAGGUCCCUUCCCACCACCCAACGGAUCCUGUGGAACUAAGGCGCCUUAACUUCCAAACACCAGGUAUGGCUAGCCAUCCUCCAAUACCUAUCUUGGAACUUGCAGAUCACAUUGAAAGAUUGAAAGCAAAUGACAACUUGAAGUUUUCCCAGGAAUAUGAGUCGAUUGACCCUGGCCAGCAGUUCACUUGGGAGCAUUCGAACCUGGAAGUAAACAAACCAAAGAAUAGAUAUGCAAACGUGAUCGCCUAUGAUCAUUCCCGGGUCCUCCUGUCCGCCAUUGAAGGUAUCCCAGGCAGUGACUAUGUGAAUGCCAACUACAUAGAUGGCUACAGGAAACAAAAUGCUUACAUUGCAACCCAGGGCUCGCUUCCCGAAACGUUCGGGGACUUCUGGAGAAUGAUAUGGGAGCAGCGGAGUGCCACAGUCGUCAUGAUGACAAAGCUAGAAGAAAGGUCCCGGGUGAAGUGUGACCAGUACUGGCCCAGCCGAGGCACCGAAACCCACGGGCUGGUCCAAGUCACGCUGCUCGAUACUGUGGAGCUGGCCACAUACUGCGUUCGAACAUUUGCACUUUACAAGAAUGGUUCCAGCGAGAAAAGAGAAGUGAGGCAGUUCCAGUUCACGGCAUGGCCAGAUCACGGCGUUCCAGAGCACCCGACGCCCUUCCUAGCUUUCCUGCGAAGAGUCAAAACCUGCAAUCCUCCAGACGCAGGGCCCAUGGUUGUGCAUUGCAGUGCGGGAGUUGGCCGGACCGGCUGCUUCAUUGUAAUAGAUGCCAUGCUAGAAAGAAUAAAGCAUGAAAAAACUGUAGAUAUUUAUGGCCAUGUAACUUUAAUGCGAGCCCAGAGGAAUUACAUGGUUCAAACAGAAGACCAAUACGUCUUCAUCCAUGACGCGCUGUUAGAAGCAGUGACUUGUGGAAAUACCGAAGUGCCAGCGAGAAACUUGUAUGCCUACAUUCAGAAGCUGACACAGAUAGAAGCCGGAGAGAAUGUCACGGGAAUGGAGCUGGAGUUUAAGCGUCUUGCCAGUUCUAAAGCUCACACCUCAAGAUUCAUCAGUGCCAAUCUUCCAUGUAAUAAAUUCAAAAACCGCCUUGUUAACAUUAUGCCAUAUGAAUCCACGAGGGUAUGCCUGCAGCCAAUCCGGGGAGUGGAAGGAUCCGAUUACAUCAAUGCCAGCUUUAUCGAUGGAUACAGACAACAGAAAGCUUACAUCGCUACCCAGGGGCCCUUGGCAGAGACCACGGAGGACUUCUGGCGGAUGCUCUGGGAGCACAAUUCCACCAUCGUAGUGAUGCUAACCAAGCUGCGUGAAAUGGGCAGAGAAAAAUGUCACCAGUACUGGCCAGCAGAACGGUCUGCAAGAUACCAGUACUUUGUUGUAGACCCCAUGGCUGAGUACAACAUGCCCCAGUAUAUCCUACGGGAGUUCAAAGUCACGGAUGCCAGGGAUGGCCAGUCUCGAACAGUCAGGCAGUUCCAGUUCACCGACUGGCCAGAGCAAGGGGUGCCAAAGUCUGGAGAAGGAUUUAUUGACUUCAUCGGCCAAGUCCAUAAAACGAAGGAGCAGUUUGGCCAAGAUGGACCCAUUUCAGUUCAUUGCAGUGCUGGCGUGGGAAGAACUGGAGUCUUCAUCACAUUAAGCAUCGUUUUGGAGAGAAUGAGAUACGAAGGCGUUGUAGAUAUCUUCCAAACCGUGAAAAUGUUGAGAACACAGCGACCAGCCAUGGUACAGACAGAGGAUCAGUAUCAGUUCUGCUACCGAGCCGCACUCGAGUACCUCGGCAGUUUUGAUCACUAUGCAACGUAGAAACCCCUGACCCGUUCUGGAUUUGAACUGCAGGCCCUUCAGUAUCCAUGGAGUCUCUUCUGAGCCAUAUGGGGCACUUGAGAAGUCCUUCUUAACUUCUAGCUAACCACCACUUAGUGGGACUAUUACCUACAAAACAAAUUCAAAACAAAACAAAAACUAUUUCCAGGUGGACCAAGAAUUCCCAGUUUAAUAAUCUAACCUGAAAAUAAGGACGAGAAUCCUGACUGGUGAGGCGUCUGAAGGAUUUUAUUUCCAGAUACCUCAAGGAUUCAGGACAAAGGGAAGAAGAAACCACAGCAAAGAACCACCAUCUUGUUCAGGAUUGCCGGAUAGGUGCCCGGAAUUGCCAGAAGGUUGCAGUCCAGUACAAGAUGCCUGGCUUCUCACAAGCAAGUGAACUCUGCUUCAACUUCGCCCCUUCCCGCCAUACUGCUCAUGAUAACAUUGUAGGGG
Elephantulus edwardii (Cape elephant shrew) is the source of this 4907-nucleotide messenger RNA. RefSeq names its product protein tyrosine phosphatase, receptor type, D (gene PTPRD). Gene Ontology annotation, molecular function: protein tyrosine phosphatase activity; protein binding. The record is from RefSeq and is a predicted model, not a curated record. The transcript is spliced from 30 exons. Bases 318 to 4451 code for a protein of 1377 amino acids. Gene Ontology annotation, biological process: protein dephosphorylation. Lineage: Eukaryota; Metazoa; Chordata; Mammalia; Macroscelidea; Macroscelididae.